AUGCUAAGCUCAAAGUUACAAGAACUACUGCCGGGCUCAGUAGGAGUUAUGACCUUUGAUUCCAAUAACAAUCUGGUAUUGGCCGAUGGUGUUGCUAAGGAUAAAGUGAACGAUAUACCGGAACUAUCAGAGGUACAGUGCAAUGCAGAAGGAGUUGCUGUACUCGAAAAUGGUGAUUAUAUAGUUCAUGUGUGCAAAAAGGAUGGAAAUACACUUGUUGUGUACACAGGCAAAUAA
This is a messenger RNA of Nakaseomyces glabratus, 237 nucleotides long. RefSeq names its product Ego2p (gene EGO2). The record is from RefSeq and is a predicted model, not a curated record. NCBI's taxonomy places the organism in Eukaryota, Fungi, Ascomycota, Saccharomycetes, Saccharomycetales, Saccharomycetaceae.